Messenger RNA from Labrus bergylta (ballan wrasse), 2051 nucleotides. Lineage: Eukaryota; Metazoa; Chordata; Actinopteri; Labriformes; Labridae. The record is from RefSeq and is a predicted model, not a curated record.
UGCAGCCAUAGUAACACACAACUAAUACACUCAAAAAGGUCUCGUCUAAAAACAAUGCAGGCUGAGGAAUACAACCGCAGAGGUAAGGAGCUGGUGGACUACAUCACACAGUACCUGAGCUCCAUCAGGGAGAGGAAGGUGAUUCCAGAUGUGAAGCCAGGAUACAUGAAGGACCUUCUUCCUGACGCCGCCCCCACAGAGCCGGAGGACUGGGAGAGCAUCUUCAACGACAUCGAGAGAGUCAUAAUGCCAGGGAUGGUUCACUGGCAGAGCCCUCACAUGCAUGCCUACUUCCCAGGUCUGACCUCAUGGCCCUCCAUGCUCGGGGACAUGCUGGCUGAUGCCAUCAACUGUAUUGGAUUCACCUGGGCAUCCAGCCCAGCUUGUACAGAACUGGAGAUGAAUGUGAUGGACUGGUUAUGUAAAGCUCUGGGCCUCCCCUUCUUCUUCCUGCACCACCAUCCUGACAGCAGAGGAGGAGGAAUACUACAGAGCACCGUCAGUGAGAGCACACUGGUCGCUCUGCUGGCUGCAAGAAAAGACAAAAUCUUGCAGCUUCGCGCGGAGAUCGAUCAGGACGUAGACGACUCAGUCCUGAAUUCAAGACUGGUGGCCUAUGCCUCGGACCAGGCACAUUCCUCCGUUGAGAAGGCAGGUCUGAUCUCUCUGGUGAAGAUCAGGUUUCUUCCCACUGAUGAGCAGUUGUCUCUGAGAGGAGAUAUUUUAAAACAAGCCAUUCAGGAGGACAGGAGGAGGGGACUGGUUCCUUUCAUGCUGUGUGCGACUUUAGGAACCACAGGAGUGUGUGCUGAAGAGGGGCUGUGGCUCCAUGUGGAUGCUGCAUACGCCGGCUCAGCGUACUUCUGUCCCGAGCUCCGCUGGUCUCUGGAGGGUAUCGAAUUCUCUCACUCGUUUGUUUUCAACCCGUCCAAGUGGAUGUUAGUCCAUUUUGACUGCACAGCUUUCUGGGUAAAGGAUAAAUACAAGCUGCAACAGACGUUCAGUGUUGAUCCAGUUUACCUCAGACAUGAUAACUCACAGGCAGCCACCGACUUUAUGCAUUGGCAGAUUCCCCUCAGUCGACGUUUCCGUUCCCUCAAACUCUGGUUUGUUAUGCGCUCAUUUGGACUGAAAAACCUCCAGGCUCAUAUCAGACAUGGAAUUGAGAUGGCCAAGCUUUUGGAGUCACACUUGAGGAGUGACCAAAAUUUUGAGAUUCCUGCAGAGAGGCACCUGGGCCUGGUGGUCUUCUGUCUGAAAGGAGGAAAUGCUUUGACUCAGGAGCUUUUGAGGAGACUGACGCGCACAGGCAGCAUGUACCUCAUUCCUGCAGACAUUCACACCAAACGCAUCAUCAGAUUUACGGUGACAUCACAGUUCACCACAGCCGAUGACAUCCUGAAGGACUGGAACCUCAUCUCCAAAACAGCUUCAGUUCUUUUGGCUGAGACUAAAGCUCUGAAUAAGAGAGACCAAACAAACCCAGGGACAGAAGAGGUGACAGGAGCAGGAAAAAAACAAAACUUAGACUCAGACACCCUCGGUGAGGAGGCUGCAUCCAGGAAGGAUGGAGCUGAGGUUGAGCUGUGGAUCGACAAGGCAUGGGAUCGGGCGAGGAGGCCGAUGCGCUCUCUUAGCUGCAACAGCGAGCCUCUGCCGUGCACUUACAUCGGGCCGAUGUCUAGCUACGACUUUAGAACAAGACCUAUCAGUAAGGAUGCUGCAGGUGCUCUCCAAACACCAUCAUCUGGCCCUGUGUUAAAGAUCACAGAGAUGCCUUCAAAUGUUCUGGGAAACAAAGUCUUGAAAAAGCUGACAAAGUUCUACAGCGUGCCCAGUUUCUGCAACCAGUGGGUGCAGAGUGGCCGGCACCCGCUGUGCUGCCCUGUGAAGGUGUCACAGACGACUCAGAAACAUUUGUCCUCCACCUGCAGGAAAAUUAACUGCAUGUCUUGUUCUCCUGUGGCUAAAACAGGUCCAUCUCAGACUCAAAUGGAAACUGCCAAUGCACCUGCACUCCUUAAAGGGCCCUGAGAGCAGUAUUAGUUUAU